Hypomesus transpacificus is the source of this 4512-nucleotide messenger RNA. Its product is annotated as rho guanine nucleotide exchange factor 2-like. Gene Ontology annotation, molecular function: microtubule binding; guanyl-nucleotide exchange factor activity. The record is from RefSeq and is a predicted model, not a curated record. Gene Ontology annotation, biological process: positive regulation of neuron differentiation; cell morphogenesis; actin filament organization. Gene Ontology annotation, cellular component: cytoskeleton; ruffle membrane. NCBI's taxonomy places the organism in Eukaryota, Metazoa, Chordata, Actinopteri, Osmeriformes, Osmeridae.
GGAUGAAUGAGUCGGUGCGUGCGGUGAUUAUCUCUGCCCCUGACAUCGCUGAGAUGACUCACGUUGGUUCCACUCUCUCCCCCCGUGUAGAAUCAUCGCUGACGUCUACAUUUGGAGGCUCCACACAAAGUGUGGAUGCAGAGCUGGGUGAGCUGUAUACGAGACAGAAGACAGAGUGUCCGGGCAGAGAGAGGGAGUGGAAGAGGCUGGGGGAGGAGAGGAGGACGGAGGGAGCCAGGGGGGUCCCCCCUGGGGAGGACAAGGGGGAAAAGACAAGCUCACUGGGACGCACCUUCAGCUUCCUGCUCAAGAUGGCCGGACCCCGCAAGAACAAAGAGAAGGAGCGCAUGAAGGAGCGGGAGAAGGAGGCGCGCGACAGGGAGGCGCGCUACAGCAACGGCCACCUCUUCACCUCCCUCACCGUGUCCGCCACCACGCUCUGCUCAGCCUGCAACAAGAGCAUCACCGCCAAGGAGGCACUCAGCUGCCCCAGUGAGUACCCUCUGACACUGACACACUCACACACACUCACAGACACUUACAUACACACCGAGCCAGACAGUGGUUACAGAGUUUUCAAUGAAAAUCGGAGCUUCAACAGCUCUCCUAUGAUGAAGGAGAGACCCAGCUCAGCCAUCUAUCCGUCCGACAGUAUACGUCAGUCCCUGCUGGGCGCGCGCCGCGUUCGCUCUGGCCUCUCCCUCUCCAAGAGCGUCUCCACCACUAACAUUGCAGGGAACCUGAACGAUGACUCUCCACUGGGGCUGCGCAGGAUCCUGUCCCAGUCUACAGACUCCCUCAACUUCAGGAACAGAGCCAUGUCCAUGGAGUCCCUCAACGACGAGGGGGAGGUGUACUACGCGGCUCUGCUGGAGGAGUUGGAGCGUGAGGGGAAGGACUUUGAGGCGGACUCCUGGAGUCGGGCGGUGGACUCGUCCUACCUGCAGACGCACCGCAAGGACGUCAUCAAGAGGCAGGACGUCAUCUACGAGCUGAUCCAGACCGAGUUCCACCACGUGCGCACCCUGCGCAUCAUGGAGGGCGUGUUCCGCCAGGGCAUGCUGGAGGAGGUGCUCCUGGAGCCGGGCGUGGUGCACGCCGUGUUCCCCUGCCUGGACCAGCUGCUGGCCCUGCACACGCGCUUCCUGGCCCAGCUGCUGGCCCGCCGCACGCACAGCCUGGCGCCCGGGAGCACCACCAACUCCACCAUCCACCAGCUGGGGGAUGUGCUCACCGAACAGUUCUCGGGUCAGUGUGCGGACGAGAUGAGGAAGGCCUAUGCUGAGUUCUGCAGCCGCCACCCCAAAGCUGUCAAACUGUACAAGGAGCUGCUGGCCCGAGACAAGAGGUUCCAGCACUUCAUACGGAGGGCGAGCCGUGGACCCCUGCUGCGUCGCCAUGGCGUCCAGGAGUGCAUCCUGCUGGUGACCCAGCGCAUCACCAAAUACCCGGUGCUCAUCCAGCGCAUCCUGGACAACACCAAGGGCAGCGAGGAGGAGGCCCAGUCCAUAUCGGGCGCCCUGACUCUGCUCCGCGAGCUGCUGAGCUCGGUGGACCAGCAGGUUCUGGAGCUGGAGCGGACCCAGAGGCUGCAGGAGGUGCGGGCCAGGCUGGACCCCCGAGCCCAGGCUGAGGUGCGGGGUGGCGGGGUCUUCCGGGGAGGGGAGUUGCUGCGGAGGAGGCUGCUCCACGAGGGGACCCUGCUGUGGAAGACGCAAGGCUCCCGCCUCAAAGACGUCCAGGUGCUGCUGAUGACAGACAUCCUGGUGUUCCUGCAGGAGAAGGAUCAGAAGUUUAUCUUCCCUUGCCUGGACAAGCCCGCCGUGGUGUCUCUGAAGAAUCUCAUUGUGCGGGACAUAGCCAAUCAGGAGCGCGGGAUGUUCCUGAUCAGUGACUCCACCCCCCCGGAGAUGUACGAGCUGCACGCCGCCUCCAAGGAUGACAGGAAGAAGUGGAUGAAGCUCAUCCAGCAGACCGUCUGCAGCUGUCCCUCCAGAGAAGACUUCCCCCUGAUAGAGACGGAGGACAAAGCCCUACUGCGCAGACUGAGAGCGGACAUCCAACAGAAGGACCGGGAGGUUCUGGAGCUGCUGCAGGAGAGGGUCACCCUGUUCUCCGACCUGGCCGAGGUCACGGGCUGCGGCCAGGAGGCGGCCCCUCCCGUCAACUCCAGGAACAUGUUCCGGGCCGACACGCCGUACGCCCCCCAGGCAGAGUGUCUGCUCACUGACGCCAUUUCCGAAGUGGACAGACUCAGUGAACUGCUGCUGGGCUCCAACAUCGAGUUCCCACAGAGCUCCAGUACCAACGGAACCUGCAGUACCAACAGUGACCAGAACCACACUGGGGCACCAGUGAGCAACGGUGAUUCCAUUUCCAUCAAUGGCACCCAUGAGACCAAUGGAAGUCCUUCACCCAAGGACAGGAAUGGUAACCAGCUCCAAGACAGGUCCCUCAAUGAGGAGGUGUGUCAGCGACUGGUCAAUGUCAGUGCCCAGCUUCAUGCUUUGCAGGCUGCCGUCAUCCGCCAAGACUCCAUCCUCGAGCUCUGCCCCCGUGAGGGCCUCGCCCCCCCCCACCCCCACGUCCGCCCACGCCCCCGCGCCGUCCACCCCGUCGCCAAGCUCAACCGCUCCAUGUCCCGCGACACGGGCCUGGACGCCGGCACGACGGCGGCGGCCGUCGACGACGCGUCCAUGCUGCAGAGGCAGAACGCCUUCCUGCAGGAGGAGCUGGUCAGGCUGCGGCCCCUGGAGGCCAGGCUGAGGGAGAGCGAGAGGGCCCGCGCCCUGCUGGAGCAGCAGCUGAGGGAGGCGCAGGGCCGCCGAGGCAGCCGAGGCAGCAACGGAGACAUCGGGGACGUCGUCGUGUCUGAGCAGGCUCUGCCCAAAAGAAGAGGGAGUGCCGAUGGAGAAUCCGGACCGGUCGCGCCAUUGGCCUGCCAGGAACCCGUGGACCAAUUAGACGGCGUACAGGAGGGCAGCGAGGAGGAGUCUGAUGAGGAACCAGACGUAGUGAGGAUUUCACCUCGUUCCGACAGCCCCAGAGAUCUCCAAGACAUCCCAGAGGAGGCCGAAUGCGGGCCGGAAGCACGGGAGUCCGAGGCAGACACAGAGACGGUUCUGAGUUAACGUCAACCCGGGCCCCAGGACCGCAACCUGCACACACAAUACUACCCAAUAAACCAAACCUGAGAACCAGACCGUCCUCCAAUCAGCCAACCAAUCAACCCACCAAUCAACCAAUCAGAUCGUAUACUCCUCUUUAGUCAUUUCGUCGGAUCUCUUUUGUUUGCAUUGACAUAGGCGAGCCAGUAAGGAAUUUUGCGUCUUAUGGUUUUCCCUUAGCUCUGGGAUGUUGAAGAAAUAGUCGUUUUCAUGUCAUUUUGAUUGUGUUAUGAGCUUCGUCUUGGGGGAUGGAUGAGCUUCCCCAGGCCCGGCACCUUCUCUCUCUCGCGAUGUCCCACCGUAGGAGAGGGAGUGAGGGGAAAGACGGGAUUCCGAGAACACAAGUAUUCGAAAGACGUAGGUUUAGGGUUAGGUUUAGGUAUCCGAUGAUACCCAGUAGGAACUAUAAUACUGUGUACUGUAACUGCCUGUUGUUGUUUCGUAAGACCUCAUUUGAGACUUGCCUUAUCUGGCUGACUGACUAAUGCUGAACUCAGUACCGAUGGAGGGGACGGGGUUAUACUGUAUAUAUACUUGUUGAGAUGUUUUUGCAGGUCUUAAUCAACUCUUGCCUCACCCCACCCCCAAAUACUCUCUCUUGAACUUGGAUUGAUCCUUUUUCAAACAACCAAAUGUUUUUAUGUUUUUCCUGUGAAGGCAAGGGUAGUUAGCUCACAAGGAAUGUUUUACUUUGUUUAUAUGAUAAGCAGACGGGUGUUUUUACUAUGAACUGUUGCUGAACUACUUACCAAGGACCACAGUGACACAAACAUUUCUUGUUUGCUAAGUAAAACCAACAAUAACCAUUUGGGAGUUGUUAAAUGUAUUAUUAAGGGCUGACUCAACCCCAUUAAAAUGAAUAUAUGUGGACUGUUUUUAUGUUGAUAGGCUUCUGCAGUAUUACAGUCAUGUCAUUCUAUGUGGUGUACACUGCACUUAACGGUUGGAAGUCUGAAGAGAAAUUAAAUUAAUAUUCUCUAUUUUAUAAGUUGAGGUAUAGCCUACAGUUUGAUAAACUUGGAUCAAUUUAUUGGACACCAACAACCUGGCCUUUUUAAAAUGUGUAACUUCUCACUUAAUAUGAGUGUAUUCGAAACUAAAACAGUUUGAUGGGAUUUAAGGAUGUCCAUUGAACUUUAAAAAGAAACGCACACCAUUUUAUUGUUGAAUGCUACAAAAUAUAUCACAAAGGUUUUUGUUUGUAUAAAUAUUUGAUCUGUUCUGGAAAAAAGAAAAUGUUGACUUUGUACAUGGUAAUGUUGUAAUAUUAUUGUCUUUUUACUUUAAUUGUACUUAAUAUUCUUGUUCGUUUAGUGUGGUGUUCAUAAACCUUACAGAAUGUAAA